This is a messenger RNA of Anopheles funestus (African malaria mosquito), 10228 nucleotides long. RefSeq names its product phospholipase B1, membrane-associated-like. The record is from RefSeq and is a predicted model, not a curated record. Bases 6646 to 7914 code for a protein of 422 amino acids. Gene Ontology annotation, molecular function: glycerophospholipase activity. Gene Ontology annotation, biological process: phospholipid metabolic process. NCBI's taxonomy places the organism in Eukaryota, Metazoa, Arthropoda, Insecta, Diptera, Culicidae. The transcript has 6 exons.
AAGGGCUACGGGCUGGCUCGCUGCAAUCUCUCACGAUGCUCACGAUGCGUCGGAUGAUAUUUCAUCCUAGGAAGAAAAGGUUAGGAAUGCAAUCUAGCUGCCUUAGGGAAAGCUGCCAUUGGUCUAGUUCGUUCGUGUUAUGAAUCUGUUAAAAGUAAAAGAAUGAUCUCAAAGGAAAAUUUGCCUCAGUUGUGGGAGGAAAUUCUACUUAUUCGAAUAGAUAAAUUGAGAAAAAGAAAAAGAAAAUCAAGGAGAUCGUAGAAAGAUGGCAGGAGGGUUGAAGGAAUCUACACUGCCCAAACGAUGUCUGCUACGCCAAUUUUCAAACGACUUAUACUCCUGUUCAAUUCUAAGAAUAAUUAAUAAACGUCCCCAAGGAAAGUCCCCUCGCUGCACAGUGGCAAAUGUAGGUAGAAGAAGAUGGACACAUAUUUUAUAUUCAAAACAUAAAAAUAUAUAAAGUAUCUCAUUUUGAGAUUGUUUGUUAAAAAAAUAAGACAUUCGUAAAAAAAGUCUAAAUUAAUUCAGCCAACUAUUUACUGUAAGCACUUGCAUAACUAUAACUAUCACCAUUUUGGUACAAUUUUGAAUACAGUUACACGAUUUUUUGUUGUUUGUAACAUUUGUCUAUGUGCUUAACCAUCACAAGAGUAAACCAUCAGAUGAGUUAGUUGAACAAAAACAAAGACAACAUCAUCGUCGUCCUCAUCUGGUCGCUGUGCUUGGAGGUAGAUAGAUGAGAAAAACGUUUUUCAUUUUGGAUCGAGCUCGAGUUUCUUCCUCCAUAGCCUUCUCUUAGACAGCUCAAAUACUUUGUUGCACGUAGGACACACAGGAUUUUAACCAGUUGCACAGUAAUGAAAAUCCUUCCCAGAUCAUUACAUUCCUACUUCUCUAGACCCCCAUGAACCCCUAUGGCAGCAGUAUUAUCUGUUUGAUCGAAACCGACCAAUGGUUCUGUUUUGUAUUUAAUACUUUGCAACCUAGCUUCGCUCAUUGCGUUUUGCAAUAAAUAACAACGAAGCAACAGUAAAAAAAAAUACACAAUGCGCAAGAUGAAUCAGUCAGAACAGUCCCUCGAGGUGAGACCAAAAUUUCAUUCCACUGAACAAACCGGCAACUCGCUGCCUGAAGCUCGAUAGUAUAAUUUAUGCUUUGAAACGUUUCAAUGAACAUUUGUUGGAAUGGUGGUACAGUUUCCAUCUGUCGUCUGUUCGCAAAAUCUCAAGGGAUCUGGAUAAGGUUGUAAUGAAUUUUCUUAAUCCUUUUGGCCCGUCAGAUCCAUUGCAGGGAAUGCAAUAAAUUGCACCACCACAUGCAAGGAGAAAUAGAAAACGGAAGCCUUCAUUUAGUUAGGGGCAGUGUAAACCGUUGUUUGCUGUCGAGGGCUUAAAUUGUUGAAGAUGAUCGUUUCCCGGGUGUUUAUAUUCAUUUUUAAGCCUAUUUUUCAUAUGGUAAUGGUAAGCACGAAAGAGCGCUUGUUAAUAGAAUUAAUUGGUUUGUGGUUAAUAACCCGUCGAAAUGUUUUUCUUUUUGCACUAUCUAACGUAUGUUAUCAAAAAAAUGCUGUAGGUUUCUACUAUCCCCACAUGCUAUCUUUAUAAUAGAUUUCCUACAAAAUUCAAUAAAACAAGUUGUUACCUACUGCAACCAAACCAGACACACUCAUGAACUACAUUAUAAUAUAGUAAAACAAAACCACUGAAAUAUGUACCGUUUUACAUUUCAGAAACUUUUAACCAUUGUUUGAGCAAAUUCUUAGUUUGCAAAGUUUUAAGCACUUAAUCCACUACUGAAAUCGUUUUUAGAAAAAUAGAAGCUAAUUUUCAAUCUAGUACCGCAUCCAAACGUUGACCAAUUAUGUGUAAGAGAAAGGAACUGUACGAGUCCCCACCGAGAUAAUCCAUUUGCCAAAAUUAAAACCGCAGAACCAUCUUCACGAUACAACAAACACAGCGAUAGGGUGGGGACGAUCAUCACCCUUGCCCCCUCCCUAUCGAAUAGUUUCCGAUAGCAUCACCGACUCACAUCACCAAAACCAUUGCCACGCAUACGCGCGCGAUCAAUCGCGAGGCGAAACCUUGUUCACGUGCGCCCAAUACGCAGCAUUAGUUGCGCCGGAGAGCUGAUAGCAAACGGACGCGUUUCUGCCACUGCUCGGCCACUGUUUUGGUCAAGCCGUUUCUUUCCCGCAACGUCGCGCGCGCCAAAUUGAAACGUGUUAGUCCAAAAGCCAAUCAUCAUACGUGUAAGUUUUUUUCCCGACUAGUAGUGUUUUCUGGUCCGACGACAGGCCUAGGAACGCUUCGGAUUGUGUAAGAUCUAAGCGCUGUUCGGUUUCGAUGCUUUCCGUGUGACGUAAGGACCGGGAAAAGCGGGUACCACCGGCUUCUUGCUCUAUCGCUUACAUUCCGGGACCGGUUCUGGUUUGUUCUUGUCCAUUUUCGGCAGCUUCUUGUUUGCGUGCAUGUGUUUUUUCCUAGUUGUGUGCUUGUGUCGUGUAAUGUGUUUUUUGUCCGUCUAUCUGCCCGUUGAAGUCACCGUUGCUAAUGCAUCUAGUGAUCGGUUAUCCAAGCUCCAUUUCAAGUGCAAAAGAGUAAAGUGAAGUGAAGUAAGGAAAUCAGUAUCCAAACGGCUCAGUUCGAGAUUUCAAGGGACUCGGGAGUGAUGUGGGAUUCAGUCUAGCACUGCACCAGAUUGCAAUCGAAUGCGCUUUAUCCAAACGAACCAUUAGUAAACGACCGUACGUGAAAAGACUUAUUACCAUUUGCUUAAUAUCGCGACCAGAGGAGUUUUUGUGCAUAUUGUGUUCCGCGUUCGUGAUGUUUCACGAUUGUGUAUCUGUGUCGAGCGUGUGUAUGACCAUUGAAGAGUGUAAUCAACCUGUUUCUACCAUUUGCAAUUAGGUUUUUGGUCUUCAGAGUCUUAGCACCAGAGACUUAGCCGUGAAUGGAAUUCUGUACAUGUUGGAUUACCAACAAAUAAAAAAGGCAAACGAGUGGGUUGGUUAUCAUGCAACCGGAAUCUUGAGCUUACACGAUCCACCAGGCGGGAAGCCAGUACAAUUUUAUGGCUUAUUAGUUGCGGGCCACCUAAAGAACGGUCACGACCGGUCAGUAGUAGUUGUAACGUGCUGGUUUUUUUUAGAAAGGAAAAUUGUCUUUUUGCAUCUCGUUUCCCAUGCUGAAAUGUUAAAAAAAGUAUACGGUCCGACACAGCAGAGUUGCUGAUGAUGUAAUGAUACAAUGAAGAAUAUAGUUUUCGUUACGAAUGCACGGAGAUAAGUGAUUCCACCUUGCUUAUAGCUAGUUUGUGAAAACGAUUCUAAGCCUGAACGGGAAUAAGUACAAAAUAAAAUGUUACACAAAUUUCUAUACUUAUAUAUAACGUUGUUUCAGCAAGAGCAAAUACAUUAUUGGACGGAAAGCAUGAUUUUGCUGAUACACGGUUUUUGCUUAAAUUAUAGCAGAAUAUUUUUUUUUGCUCGGUUAGAACGGCCUGGCCGUAUCAAGACUUAUUUUACCACGUAGCAGGAUAGUCAGUCCGUGCUAGGGGGGACUGUCCGGAUGAGAUUUAAACCCGGUCCUGCCGUGUGGACGGGCGCCGUUUUUCACAUGCACCACCGGGCCGCCCUAAUUUUGAAUAUAUGAAUGACAAAAUUUGAUAAUGAAAAAAAUAUUUGCGAGCAUCGCUACCAAUAGUCAAGGCUUAAGCUGAAGGUUAACAUCUCAGCACGAAAUACAUUUUAUCUCAUUGGCAUUGGAUUAUUGACUUUGGCACAAAUUUUUUAUAAUAAACCGGUUGGUGUUGAACUUCAUUUCGAUGUUUGUUUAUUCAUAAAGUUGGUUUAGCAAUAGCAUAAAUAUUAUAUUAAUAGCCGCCCGUGAAGCAAAAAAAUGAUCGACAUAUUUACAUAAUCACACAUAGAGAUAAAUCUCUCUGCUCUAUUCUGGGCAAAAAGUCAUGGCUCUAGACAUCUUCUAUUUCUUAGUGUAGCGAGCUACUAGGGCAUGUCUACUAUAACUGAAAAGUCAGGCGUUGCUACAGAGGCAGGAUCUGGAAGCUUGUUAGUCUUAUUCUAAAGUUAACAAAUCGAAUAUCUUGAUUUUAGUUAAGAAAUAGUAUACCUACCAGCGAAUCGAAACAAAAAAAAACAAGUAUUCUGAUAUGACCAAACGGUUCAACAGAUUCUAGAAAACCACUUAUGCUAGCCUUAAAAGCCACAUAACUGUUCUUGUACGGUUUUUGCUUAAAUUAUAACAGAAUAAUUUUGAAUAUAUGAAUGACAAAAUUUGUUAAAGAAAAAAAUAUUUGCCAGCAUCGCUACCAACAGUCAAGGCUAAAGCUGUAGGUCAACAACUCAUCUCGAAAUACAUUUUGUCUCUGUUACCAAAUUAUUGACAUUAGCACAAAUUUUUUAUAGUAAACCGGUUGGUGUUGAACUUCAUUUCGAUGUUUGUUUAUUCAUAAAGUUGGUUUAGCAAUAGCAUAAAUAUUAUAUUAAUAGACACCGUUUGAAGCAAAAAAAAUGAUCGAUAUAUUUACAUAAUCACACAUAGAGAUAAAUCUCUCUGCUCUAUUCUGGGCAAAAAGUCAUGGCUCUAGACAUCUUCUUUUUCUUGGUGUAGCGAGCUACUAGGGCAUGCCUACUAUAACUGAAGAGUCAGGCGUUGCUACAGAGGCACGAUCUGGAUGCUUGUUAGUCUUAUUCUAAACUUAACAAAUCGAAUAUCUUGAUUUUAGUUAAGAAAUGUUAUACCUACCAGUGAAUCGAAACAAAAAAAAACAAGUAUUCUGAUAUGACCAAACGGUUCAACAGAUUCUAGAAAACCACUUAUGCAAGCCCUAAAAGCCACAUAACUGUUCUUGCUCGUUAGAGUUCCACUAGCACCCAGUAUAUCACAACCUAUAACUUCAUUAUGCAAGCAAAACCGAACCACUUCAUUCACUUCUCUUAACCAUAAACACCGCAACAAAUCUAACCACCGUAAAUUAUGCAGAACACAGCAAUGUCGUACUACGUGCCUGAUGCUCGGUUCAUGGUAACUUAAUUCGAUACGCACCUUUUACCGCCGCAAAAACGAUGGUAACCUCAAAACAACACUUCAUUUUCGAAUCGAGUUUGAUCACUACCCUCCCCUCUUUCUCGUCCAAAGCCCCGAAGUCAACACCAAAUGCUCCCAUUUGCUUUCGAUCAUAUCAACCCAUCAUUAUCGAUCACCCAUCUUCUGAGGCAUGGUCGGUGCAAUUGGUAGCAAAAGGACUGGCACAAAAAACAUACCCUAGCAGCACAAAAUAAGCAAACUAUUAUGUGUGCAGGGUUGUUACUGGCCAAUGUUAAGAAGGUUCGCCGCCACCGGUGUUGUUUUGUUUUGUGCCUUUCUGUUGUGUUUAUGAAUCAAAACAUAAAUUUGGUCGCUCAUUGGUGUUCAAGUACGAAAUCGGGGCAGAUGAGGUUGUGAUCGACAACAAUUUGAUUAUGCAAACAGUCAGCAUGUUAAUCAGACAGUGAAGAUCAUCUAAAUUCUCCAGCUAAGAUACAGAAUGCAGUAAAAUAGUUAUCAAUACAAUAUCGAGUUUUGGAAUUUUAAAUUUAAGUUUUUGGUGUAAUUAAGUUACGUUAAAUAAGUUUAGUACCGGUUAUUAUUUUUAACAUUAAAUGUACCGAACAAAAUAACAUUUUUAUAUAAAUUUUCAAACUCAUUUAAUCUAUUAUCAAAACAACUCAACUACCCCAAAACACAUUUUAACACCUUUACGAAUUGCGGUAAUACUCAUGAUAUUCAUAUACAGCCAAAGCAGUGUUGAUGCACGACUGAAUAUGAAUUGUUUUUUUUUUUUACUAAAACCACCACGAUAUCUUGAUCAUGGGCUUGGCGAUAGUUUUGACACUUUCUAAUGUUUCAAAUCAAAAUAAUGUAGCAGCAGAAACCAAUGAUAUACAGUUCCGUGGCUCUUUCCCAGUUUCUUUAAUGCGAUGGAAGUUCAGUACAAACGCUCAUCCAUAUUAAUACCUCAUCAACGCGAAAAACUGCUGGGUGCAUCAUUUUGAUAUGAUUUUGUUUGUUUGUUUUCUCUGGCUUCUGCUUAGGAUUUCAGCUGAAAAGAUAAAAUACACCCUUACGGUAACCACUAAUCAUAAACAGCUUGUGAUUAGCUUUUGAACACAUUCUCAGUUUUUUUGUUUAAUUGAUAGCUCGUAAGCAGCCACAUCAACCGUAGGAUGUGAAACACAAAGGUGAUUUUCGGGAGUGAAACGCAACGAAACAUCCAAACGAUUGAAUAAGUCAUGUAGCUGUACCAAAUUUCGAUGGAUGCAUCUAAGAAAUAAUACGAUUCAUGUGCUUGUUGCCGAGUCUUCGUUAGGAUUUUCACUCAUUUUGUACCAUUUCUAUGGCGAUGUGAUUUUUUUCCUAAAUUUACCGUGUCCGGUACCGGUGAAUGAAAACGAAAUUGUGAAGUGAUUAGAUGUGUAGCAAACCUUUCGAGUUCUUUUUCCGCAUCUAUGUGAAUCGUUCGUAGUGCAUUUAAAACAAUACAUCGACGGUUCCACGUUUAGCGGACUCCGACUCCCUGCCUUCAACAUAAAUCAAAAAGUGAAGUUCGUCGCUUAUCGAUACUAACAACCAGCUCCACCCGUUCACAAUGCAACUACUAGGCCAAACGUCAUCGCUAAGCGUUUUUCUAGUACUGCUGCUGCUGCUAUGCCACGAAAACAAAUUCCACCGGUGGAAGGUGAAUGCAGCCAUCAGUGCCUUCCAGCCGACCAUCUUCGACAAUGCUCAAUGGCGCGUCAUCUUUCACCUCUAUCGCAAUGUCACGAUGACGAUGGCCGGCCGUACCGGCUACAAAACGACCGGCAAGUUUCUUCAAAAGAAAAUUCCGGACAGUGUACCGUUCCCCUGUGACAUUGCGGUUGGCCGUAGUCCGGAACCACCGACCAGCGUGCACAAGCUGCGUCCCGGUGACAUAAACGUGGUGGCAGCCAUCGGUGAUUCCGUCGUAACAGCUAGCGGUGCAUCGGCAACCAGCUUCUUGCAACUGUACACCGAAAACCGCGGUCUAUCAUGGUGCAUCGGUGGCCAAUGGGGUUGGCGCAAUGCUACCACGCUACCGAACAUACUGAAAAUGUUCAACCCGAAGCUCGUAGGAUAUUCCUACCGCGAUUCGUACAGCUUUCACUGGGACUCACAGUUCAAUAAUGCGGAGAUUGGAGCAAUUUCAAAGGAACUACCCCAUAUGGCCGCCCAGAUGGUGACGCGCAUCAGGACGGAUGGGCGUGUAAAUUUUAAAAAGGACUGGAAGCUACUCACGAUAACUAUCGGUGGUAAUGACAUCUGUUCAUACGUGUGCACACUUAAAGAUCCCGAAUCAUUACCAAUACAGCAUCGAAGAUACCUGCUAAAAAUGCUACGAUACCUACGUGAUAAUUUACCCAGGACGCUAGUGAACAUCGUAUCCGUUCCAGACGUGUCGACAGUGGUAUCGAUCAAGAAGAAACCGACGAUAUGUUGGAUUUUGCACCAUGCUGAGUGUCCAUGCUGGGUUGGUCCUUUAUACAAUUCUACCAAAGAAUCCAGAGCGAGAUGGGCUCGAAUACAAAUGCAGUACCGAAAGGUGGAGGAAGAAGUCGCCAUGCUGGAUGAGUUCCGGGGACUCGAUGAGUUUGCCGUCGUACACCAACCAUGGACGAGAAACCUUUCGCUCAUGAAAGGAAAUGAGGUGGACUAUUCACUUCUCUCGUACGACUGUUUUCAUAUGAGUCAAAAAGGCCAUGCACAAGCGGCCGUUGCGUACUGGAACAAUCUACUGGAGCCACCGGGCAAGAAAAGUACAGGCUGGAAGCCAGGCAUUGACGUCUUUCGCUGCCCUUCGAAGGAAUCCCCUUACAUAUACACCUACGACAAUAGCUAGUCACUAUUAAGCAGGCUAUACCAACAAAUGUCCUAUACUACAUCAAACACACAUACACAUUUCGGGGAAAACACACGCUGGGGAAAGCACAAGGGGUUGUUUAACAUUAAAUAAAAGUCCGGUUCCGAUAUCCAAUUGAUCAACGUAUUUUUGUUGCCCCGUGUCACGGAACGAGGUCACCAUGAACCAACAUCCGUAACUACCCACGUUACGGGCCCUUUCGUUAUAUUUGACAUUCUUAUGCGUCUACUCAUUCCAUAUUAGACUCUUCAGCGAACGUCGUGGUUCGAAUUUGUGAAUGAAAUCGAUUUGAUCGCCAACGCGUUGAAGGGUGUUGGUUCGUAGUUUGUCCAUACUUGGAUGAAAGCAAGCUGCUUCUGUUAAUGGUGAAGACUCUCUUUGGUGAAAGCUGUUUUUUGUCACCCGUUUUACAGCAAACGUCUCCACGAUGGAAAAACGCUUUUCCAAACAUGGAUAAACAAGACUACUAAACGAUGAGAUAAUACUUCUCACGUUUGAAAUUGCUCCAUUUCAUUCAUAAAACUGGCCCAGCUGGUGGUUUCACACAAACACACGCGUGUCCCACUGGUAAGUGUACAACGAUGUCUUAUUUUACAAGAGUUGCAAAGGCUCAAUCACCCGCUCCAGAUGAUGCCCCCUAGCGAUGUUUAGUUUUUAUAUCAUCCCUGUUUUCGGUGAGUCUUGUGCUUACGGUAUAUACCGCGUUUAUUUGGAUUCGACAAUUCAAGCCCCAGCCCAAAAAUUCCGUCGGCUGCUCCCCGGACCGUGUGAUGAUUAUGUCGACGCACGCUACUUUAUUUGUUUCAUUCGUGUAGCUAGUUUAUCUUUCUCGUUGCCCGACGGCCUAGUUUGUGUUCGGGUGUCUUUAUGUCCCGGUGGCCGCAAGCUCACGAAGAACGCGUGAAUCACAGCUUUUUUGAAGUUUUUUUGGUCUAGUGUUUUUAUUGGCAAUUUGCACACUCAUAACGAUCGACCGUUUUAAAGUAAUUAAGACUAACGUUAUCGAAUUAAUGCAAGCACAUUGAGCACGGACGGAUUCGAAUAGAUCAACCAUCAUAGAAAAGAAACUCGUUUGCUAAUUACUGGUGAACUUGAAUGGUGAGAGUACGAAUUAGAGACAGUCCGUGCUAUUGUUGUUUGGCUGAUUAUUAGAUAUUUUUCCUACUCCUACAGAAAUUUGUCCUUAAAAUGAGGAAGUAUUCAAAAGAUACGGUCCCAUACGGUCUGCACAUUCGUGCAAAUGUGUGACAAGUGAUAUUACUACCCUGCACGGCACGAACAACAGCAAAUAUAAAACCAUCAUUGCACACUCCAAAUCCAGAAGCCUAUCGUAUAUGGCGAUCAGGUGUGCAAACUCGAUCUAACCCGAUUUCACAGCAGAAAAGAAGUAUAUCGAUCAUCGAUUUUUUUUUAUUGUGCCACAAACAUUAAAUAAUCGCUCCCGUUGCAACGAUGUUGCAAUAACGGCGUUCAAACAGCACGCGGCUAACAGUGUUUUGGGACGCAACUUCACAACCAUACCAUACCUAUGCUGGUGCUGUGUACACGCGAUGCUUGUGGUUAGGUUUUUCAUUUUAUUAACCGCAAUCGUCAAUCAACAAUUAAUUUAGGACACGACGGUGAUACUUGUGCGUCCGUAGUGCAAUGAUCCGAGACAAAAUUGUUCCAUUGUAUUGGUAAUGUAUGUUGUUUAUGGGUAAACAAUAGCCCAUGUACAAAUUCAGUAAGUCAAAUAUUCAAUAAAUUUUGACUACACUAUUUGCUUAGCAGAUAUUUCAAUGUUAUAGGCUCGAUUAGUAUCAAACACUUACUUUCAUUUUCAUUAUUUUCCCUUCGUCCAAUAACGUAUUUGAUAUACGAGCUGGUCAAGUUGAAAUGCAAACUAAACCCGUGUGUUCACACAAGUACUGGUUCUGAGUCAUAAACCGAUACUGGAUCGGAUUCCUUUAAGGUGGCAACAGUUGAGCUGCAGGGGUGCUCAAAACUUUUAAAUAUAAGAGACAAAUAUAAAACCUUCUCCGAGCAUCCUACUUACUAAUUUCUAAAUGCUGAUAACACUGAUUUUUUAACAAACAGAUUUUCCGCUCUUUAAUUUCCGUUCUGUUUUAGAUGCCCCUUGUUCGAGUACGAAGCAUGCAAACCGGUACACAUUCACACGAGCUAACGCACCGUGCAGACUUUGCCUCGUUUCCUCGAGACACUCAUACACUAAUCCAAUCGUCGUACUAUGAACCAUUCACGAUACAAGAGCUCCUUCACGCGUUAAAGAAAUGCUCUGGAAAAUCCGCAGGCC